AUGGCCAGCAGGUGGACAAAGCCACGGAAACAUUGGUCUCCAAGUAUUGCAAAAAAUUGUUACCCUAUAUACCACCAGCAGUUUGAGGCACUUGAUGAGUCUGUAGUCACAUGGAACCCAUGGACUCAGGAGCAUGUACAUAUGGUCUUUGAUAUACGACCCAUCACAGCAGGCAUGUUGACCGAUAGUGCAUUCUGGCUGACUCGCUGCUACUUAUUGUUCCUGUGGUGUGUUGAGCCUUACAACCCAGAGCGUGUCAUGAGACAGUUCGGUCUAUAUCAGGAGAUUCCACCACCUUUUCCAAGAUGUACGGACGAGGAAACCCAUAAGCUAACCAAUAUGGGCCACGGUUGGAGUCUUUACGAUUGGAGGGAACGCAACAUUCAAUGGGUACAGAAGUGGGAAAAUGAAGUGCUAGCAGAUAUAGUGUAUCAACUUAGACCGUACGAUGGAAGUACAGCUCAAGCGUACAAGCAGUGGUACUGCAUCAGCACGCGUACAAGCCUGGCCGGUCAACCAGCUACGAUACCAACAAAUCUCACGCACGAGGAGCAGAUGCAGAGACCUGUUGAGCUGCAUGCAGCUUACUAUCAUGACCGGAUGCUUCAAACUGCCAACGACAUAGGGCAGAUGGCAACGGAAAGCAUGCCGCCUAGGGGACAAGCUGUCAAGUCAUUCAAUAAACGUUUUAAAAAAUACGUGCUAACAAAGUUGAGAUGUGGUAGAGGCGACGACGUUGUCACUGGAGCGUACAACAUGCCAGUACCGAGGUCAGCCAGACCGAGUGCGGCGCCGUCGUCCAGACCGAGUGAGGCGCGUACAAGCCAUGGGCAGUGGGGGGAGGGUCUGAGUACAACAACGACAUUGCCACGACAUGACUCAUCUCUGCCACUACAUCGCUCUUCUUCGGUGCUGCUUCGUCAGGGGCAGACAUCACAGGACCAUGGCAUGGGCUUGAAUUCGAUGCCCGAGCUGUAUCUUUCCCCAAACCCAUAUGCAUACACAGGAUAUGGCGCAUACACUCAAGGUGAGGGAUCUCAGCCGUAUCUCUCCACGCGAGGGAUCUCCAUGCCCGAGGAGACUCGUGUCCCAGAUUUAAACCAGUACCAGGUAGAAUGUCCAGAUAGUACAGGCGAGGGAUCUGAUCAGGGCAUACCUGAUGUAAAUUGGAACGAUGAGUACACCCAACCUGGCGAUAAUGUUAACGCAGUAGAUACAGAUUUCUUCAGAGAGGACGUUAUUGGCCCAUCUUUUAUCCCCGAGGAGUCACAACAACCAUACGCCUACAAUUACGCAUCAGGUUCGCAACAAGGAUUACAGAAUCCAUCACCUAUGCAGGAGUCGCAGACACAGGAAGACCAACUAGAGGAAGGCCAGCUGGUCGUCGUCGACUACAAUGAUUCAACUAUCCACGUGCGCCACCCAUUGUAUCUACAUAUGUCAGUAUCCGACUUUUCGAUUUGA
Molecule: messenger RNA, 1464 nt
Organism: Aegilops tauschii subsp. strangulata
Lineage: Eukaryota; Viridiplantae; Streptophyta; Magnoliopsida; Poales; Poaceae
Source: RefSeq, a predicted model, not a curated record